Condylostylus longicornis is the source of this 1653-nucleotide messenger RNA. RefSeq names its product DNA-directed RNA polymerase III subunit RPC5 (gene Polr3E). The record is from RefSeq and is a predicted model, not a curated record. The transcript is spliced from 3 exons. The coding region runs from base 125 to 1516 and encodes 463 amino acids. Gene Ontology annotation, biological process: DNA-templated transcription. NCBI's taxonomy places the organism in Eukaryota, Metazoa, Arthropoda, Insecta, Diptera, Dolichopodidae. Gene Ontology annotation, cellular component: RNA polymerase III complex; nucleus.
UUUUAUUUACAUAUUAAAAUUAUUUAUUUUUCUUCAAAAAAAUUUUAUAUAAAUAUUUAGAAUUAUUUAAUAAGAAAAAUUUGCUAAUUUUGAAUUAAUUUACAAUAUUAAAAUUUGAAGAGAUAUGGAUGAAGAUGAUGAUCCUAUUGUUGAAGAAAUUCCAAUAUUUUUGUCAAAAUCUUUAGAAAAUAACCUUUUUGUAUUACAAUUUCCGAAUCGAAGUAGCGAUAGAAGUACUGACGGUGAAGAUAUAGUUAAUUCUUGUAUAAAGCCUAUUAAUCGAGAAAUUAAAAUAGAUUUCCACGUGGAUAGUGAAUCUAAAUUUUAUGAUCGCUUUAAAGGGAAAAGUUUUGCAAUAGCAUCAGAUGGUAAAACACAAACAUCAACUAAAAAUCAAAAUGAAAGGCCAAGUUUUCCAAAUGGAAUUAUGGACAAACAAGCUUAUAUUAGUUCAAAGCCAAUUGAAAAUUCCAAUAAAUAUUUUGUGGGAAUAUUUUUUGAUAAAGAAAUGCAUUUGACUCCAAUUGCAGACAUUUUACAAAUGCGUCCUAACUUUUCAUAUUUUGAUAAAGAAGAUAAAAGAACAAAAGCAGAACAAAAAGCUGCUGCCUCACAAGAUGCUGAUGAUGAAGAUGAAGAAUUACAACAAGUUACUGUAAAAUUUUCAAAAACAGGUCAAACAUCCGAAAGUGUUAAAAAAGCUUUAGAAAAAAGUUAUGAACAUUUUAUAAAAAAAUCUGCCGAAGAACCAUGGUGUGAGGCAAUGUGGUAUCCAAGCAAUUCACCGACUGCCGAAAAGGAAAGACAAAAACUAUUCUCUAAUAAAACUGAUAUAGCAGAUUAUGCUUUGAGUAUGAGUGGUAAAAAAUAUAUAGAAUUACUAAUUCCUCCAGAACGUUCUGAUCAAAAUUUAGAAUCUAUUUUACCAUCAAAUAUUGUUAGUAAAGCAAAACUCAAAACAAUGAAUAUAACUAAUCAAUUAAAACAUAUUUUGAAAGAUGGUCGAAUGUUAUCAUUCAUUGAUAUUAUGACAAUUUUAGAAAAAUGUGAUCAAGAUAUCACAACCGAAAAAGUUCUUAGAAAUUUACCUUUAAUUGGUGUUUUAAUUAGAGGGAAUUGGGUUGUACAAUCAGAAAUAUUAUAUCCAGAAGAAUCUGUAUCAAAAACAAAUGGUGUUAGCGCUGAAUUAAUGUGCCGUGCUAGAGAUUAUGUGAUUUAUAAAUUUUCCAAACAAGAAUAUUUACAUCGUCGUAAAGUAAUAAUAGCCACACAAUUACCUCCAGAAGAAACAACAGAAAUUUUAACAUCGAUAGCAAAAUUAAAUCCAGAAAAAAAAUGGGAAUUACUAUUACCACCAGAUGUUGGUUUUGAAUCACGAUAUCCCGAUUUAGUACAGCGGCAAGAAGGAAUGUGGAAUUUAACUCAAGAAAAAUAUUUGGGAAUGGAUUUUGAAAAAUCGCCAAAACGUUCUCGCAAGAGAUCACUCAGAGAAGUUAAAGUAGAACCAAAAUCAUGAACAACAUUAAUGUAAAUUUCAUAUUUUUUGAAAUAUUAUGAACAUGUAAUACUAUAUAUCCAAUAAUAUUGUUAAUUAUGAAUUACUUGUAAAAGAUACAUUUAUUGUUAUUUUUUUAAAUACAUAAACUUUUUUCU